AAGUGCCCAUCUUCAGUUAACUGAAAGAAAACACUCGAUUCUCAAUUCAAUUCUCAAGUUAGGGUUUCUGUCAAAGAAAAGAUUAAAAACCCAAAUUUAAAAAAAAAUGUUGAGACUAUAUCGAUUAUUUAAAUACACUUAUAGCCCUGCAAGAACUUCAAUUCUCUCAUCUCAAAAACAUCAACAACAAAAGGAUGAGAUAUUUGAUCCUCUCCCUUCUCAUCAUUUCUUCCAAAAACGGUUUCUUGACAUUUAUCAGCUUGGAAACAAAGAAGCUAUUGAGAAAGAGCGUGCAAGGCUUGCAGAUGAGAUGAAUCGGGGUUAUUUUGCUGAUAUUGCUGAGCUUAAGCAACAUGGUGGUAAGAUUGCAAUGGCAAAUAAAAUUAUAAUUCCUGCAAUGGCAGCUGUGAAGUUUCCCAAUUUAGAAGUGAACUAUUCUGAUGGUAAAACAUUAAAGUUGCCGAUUGGGUCCAGUGGAAAUGCAGUUGAUGCUAACACAUCAAGUAAUCCUAAAGUAUCUUUACUAUGUCUUUCAUUUCGAGCUAGCUCUCAGGCAAUGAUUGACUCCUGGACUGCCCCUUUCCUUAAUAUUUUCCAUGAUGCAGAUAACAUUCAUCUGUAUGAGGUCUCAUAUAUAGACUCAUGGCUCUUAUGUCGGAGUCCGAUCAAGCGGCUGCUGCUCCGUGUAAUGAGGAAAUCUAAUAGUGAUGAAAGCAAUGCACUUCAGAAGCAGAUUGUCUAUUCAUUUGGUGACCAUUAUUACUUCAGAAAAGAACUUAAAAUACUGAACCUUCUCACUGGGUAUAUUUUCCUGCUAGACAAAUUUGGUAGAAUAAGAUGGCAAGGCUCUGGAUUGGCCACGCAAGAGGAGCUAUCCUCUCUUCUUUCUUGCACGUCAUAUCUUUUGGAAGAGAAAUGAGAGAAGUUGGCUUGUGAAAAGAGAUGACAGUUAUAUUCUUAGGCCUUGGACACUGCAUGGAAAAAUUUGAAUCUCCAACGGGGCCUCUGUUUUGUUGUUGGAGACCUGGACCAUUAAGUUUUGAAAGCUAUAUUUACAUUUUUUAUCCAUUAGAGACUCAAUCUAUACAAUAAGUUGCACUUAUCCUCCUACCCUCAUUGUAAAAAGAGAAAAUUAGGCUACUUACCUCGUUUUCUGUAAAAAUAACCUUUUUACCCCUGCGUUUUUAA
Molecule: messenger RNA, 1188 nt
Organism: Ricinus communis (castor bean)
Lineage: Eukaryota; Viridiplantae; Streptophyta; Magnoliopsida; Malpighiales; Euphorbiaceae
Exons: 8
Coding region: 107-919 (270 amino acids)
Biological process (GO): mitochondrial proton-transporting ATP synthase complex assembly
Cellular component (GO): mitochondrial inner membrane
Source: RefSeq, a predicted model, not a curated record